UUACGAUGAUUUUUUCAUAUUUACAGCUUUGCCACCUUACAAAUUUCUUCCUCUCAUCAUAUUUAUAAAUCUGCCAUUUUCUUCUUUUUUGUUUUCUCUUCUUUUCUUAGCAACCAAACACCACUAAAACUCUUCUCUACAUCGGCUGCCACCUCAUCUCCGACCACCACAGUGCCGCCGGCCACCACCAACGCCGACCAACCAUCAUCGCCGGCAGUCCAAAAGAUCAGCCCCUCCAUUGAUAAUCUUUUGUGCAAUUUUCUUGAAGAAAAUAGCCUUCUUGUAGCUAGCUCCAACGUGGAUUAUAGACUCUCUAACAAACUCCCUGCCCUAUUCGUUUUUGGAGAUUCGGUCUUUGAUCCAGGAAACAAUAACUUCCGCAAUGUCACAAUUGAUUUCAAGGCAGAUUUCUGGCCAUUUGGUGAGACUUUCUUCAAUUUAUCUACCGGAAGAUUCACUGAUGGUCGUAUCGUUCCUGAUUUCUUAUCCAUGUACCUUAACGUACCAUUGUGGAAACCAUAUUUAGCGCCUGGCACGCAAAACCUCCUUCACGGAGCCAACUUUGCUGGCGGAGGUGCAGCUGCGCUUGAUGAAUAUAGCUACUCUGGAACGAUUCCCUUCAGUGAGCAACUACGAUUUUUUGAGGAGGUGGCUAGUUUCCUAAAGCAACAGCUGAGUGAUGAGGAGGCAAUGAAGAUUCUGAAGGAAGCAGUUUAUCUAUCUAGCCUUGGGGGCAUCGACUACUUGACAUUUACUGGAACUUACCUUAAUGCUACUGAAGCAGAAAUAGAAGAAUUCAUAAAUAUGGUGGUCGGUAACAUCACAGACGGAGUCAAGAAAAUAUACGCGAUAGGGGGAAGGAAAUUUGCAUUUCAAAAUGUAGGACCGUUGGGUUGCAUGCCAAUAGUAAGAAAGUUAUUUGGGCUAACCAAUGAUUCGUGCUAUGAGGAUCUACUGUAUAUAGCAAGCCUGCACAAUGAUGCUCUUGCCAACGCCACAAAGGAGUUAGAGAGCCAAUUGCCAGGGUUCAAGUACCUAAUCUAUGAUUACUACAGUUUACUUCUUCAAAGGAUUGAGAACCCAUCAGACUAUGGCUUCAUAGAAGGUGUUAGUGCUUGUUGUGGCAAUGGGACAUAUCUCGGAUCUGGGUGUGGAAUAGAGCCAUAUGAAUUAUGUAGUGACCCAAGUGAGUUUGUUUGGUUUGAUGGUGGCCAUCCUACUGAGCAAACCAAUGCCCAGUUAGCCAGGCUGGUUUGGGAGGGAGGUCCGGAUGCUUCGACGCCCUAUAACUUGAAGCAAUUAUAUGACCUUGAAGUUAGUGACGAGAUUUCCUCAUCAGAAUGUUAUGCUAGGUUGAAAUUUUCACCGGAAAGUGGGAAAAAGAUGACAAAUGACUUUGAUAUUGUGAACUUUAUAUUUAUGUUCAGACGGUGGAAGAACUAUGAAAUAAAAGAAACCAACAUGUCAAACCUAACAAGCUUUCACUUGAGUUUCUUGUUUAUCUUUGCUUGCCUUCUCAUGGCAGGAAAGUCUCAUGCUGACCAUUCUAGGCAGGCUGCAACUAAUGUUGUUAUGUUUGUUUUUGGAGAUUCACUGUUUGAUCCAGGCAACAAUAACGACCUCAAUGUGAGCAUUAUUGAUAAGGCAAAUCGUUGGCCAUAUGGGGAAUCCUUCUUCAAUGUACCAACUGGGAGAUUCUGUGAUGGCCGUCUUAUCCCUGACUUCAUUGCUGAGUAUGCAAACAUACCCUUGUGGACACCUUAUAUGCAAACUGAAGGCAGUCAACAAUUUAUUAAUGGAGCCAAUUUUGCAGCUGGUGGAUCUGGCGUUCUUUCUGAAACUGAUCCAGGAUCGCUUGACCUCAAAACACAAGUAAAAUUCUUCAAGACAGUAGUUAAUCAAUUGAGGCAAGAGCUAGGCGCAGAAGAGGUAAAGAAGAUGUUGACAGAAGCAGUCUACUUAUCAAGCACUGGAGGAAAUGACUAUAUUGGCUACACUGAAGACUACCCAAACGCUGCAGAAUCAGAGCAAGAAGAAUUUGUGAAAAUGGUUGUUGGCAACUUAACAGGUGUGAUCAAGGAAAUUUAUGAAAUGGGGGGACGGAAAUUUGCUUUCCAGAAUGUAGGACCUAUUGGCUGCACCCCAAUCUCAAAACAAAUGAAUGGACUCAUCGGUGAUGAGUGCGAUGAAGAAUCCUUAGAGCUGGCAAGACUACAUAACAAUGCUUUACUUGAAGCAAUUGUAUCGUUACAGAGCCAGUUACAAGGAUUCAAAUACUUAGUAUUUGAUUAUUACACUUUGCUUUAUAAUAUCACAAGAAACCCUUCAAAAUAUGGUUUUCAAGUAGCGGAUGUUGCGUGUUGUGGCAGUGGGACCAAUAAUGCAAUAGAUUGUGGAAUACCACCUUAUGAGUUAUGUAGUAAUGUAAGUGAUUAUGUGUUUUUUGAUGGUGCCCAUCCUUCAGAAAAGGUUAACGAAGAAUUGGCCAAGCUACUAUGGGACGGGGAACCACCAUUUACAAAACCUAGUAACAUGAAACACCUACUAAAGCUGGAGACUGAAUCUCAUCUAUUGUCAGAAAAUCACAGUUUACUCAUUGAUGAAUAAAUUUCUAUUGGCUUGAGCUCAUGGGGAUAUAUAUAAGUAAAACUGUACCUGGUAAAUGAGAACAAGAAAUAUGUAAAAGUGGUGAUUAACAUGUGUAGAGUUAUAGUUUAUGAUACUUCAAUAUACUUUUUUAUUCUUUAAAUAUAAAAUAGAGAGUUAAUUUUGUUCUUUACAUAUGUAAAGUCAAACUUCACUCUCUAUUCUAUAUCUAAUAAAUAAACUAUAAGUCUCUAUACA
Ricinus communis (castor bean) is the source of this 2844-nucleotide messenger RNA. Its product is annotated as GDSL esterase/lipase 1. Gene Ontology annotation, molecular function: hydrolase activity, acting on ester bonds. The transcript has 11 exons. The record is from RefSeq and is a predicted model, not a curated record. NCBI's taxonomy places the organism in Eukaryota, Viridiplantae, Streptophyta, Magnoliopsida, Malpighiales, Euphorbiaceae. The coding region runs from base 490 to 2607 and encodes 705 amino acids.